Messenger RNA from Monoraphidium neglectum, 978 nucleotides. Its product is annotated as aspartyl/glutamyl-tRNA amidotransferase subunit A. NCBI's taxonomy places the organism in Eukaryota, Viridiplantae, Chlorophyta, Chlorophyceae, Sphaeropleales, Selenastraceae. Gene Ontology annotation, molecular function: catalytic activity. The transcript has 5 exons. The record is from RefSeq and is a predicted model, not a curated record. Bases 1 to 978 code for a protein of 325 amino acids.
AUGCAGACCCGCGCCGCGCGCUCGGUCGUGCGCGAGCUGCAGCAGCAGGUCGCCGGCGGGCAGCGGUCGGCGUUCGACGUGACGCGCGAAUAUCUGCAGCAGCUGCGCAGUGUGGAAGACGCCCUCGGCAGCUUCAUCACCGUCGACGACGAGUACGCGCUGGCGCAGGUGCACAAUGGGCUGCGGUGGGGCGACUUUGCCGCGACAGAGGCCAGGGCGAUCGACGAGCGCCGCGCCGCAGGCGAGGCCCUCGGCCCCUUGGCCGGCGUCCCGAUCGCCGUGAAGGACAACCUCUGCACGCGCGGCCUGCGCACCACGGCGGCCUCCAAGGUGCUCGAGUCGUAUGUGCCCCCCUUUGAUGCGACCGCCGUCGCGCGGCUGCGUGCGGCGGGGGCAGUCCUAGUGGGCAAGGCCAACAUGGACGAGUUUGGCAUGGGCAGCUCCACUGAAAAUUCAGCCUACAAGCUCUCCCGCAACCCGUGGGACCCGUCCCGCGUCCCCGGCGGAUCCUCGGGCGGCUCUGCCUCCGCGGUCGCCGCCCGCCAGGCCGCCGCGGCGCUCGGCUCCGACACGGGCGGCAGCAUCCGGCAGCCGGCCCACUUUUGCGGUGUCGUCGGGCUCAAGCCCAGCUACGGCCGCGUCAGCCGCUUCGGGCUGAUCGCUUAUGCAUCCAGCCUGGACGUGGUGGGGCCGCUGGCAAACAGCGUGGAGGACGCAGCGCUGGUGCUGAACUCGAUAGCGGGCCACGACCCCCGCGACUCGUCCAGCGCCGCCGAGCCCGUCCCCGACUUUGCGGCCGGCUUGGUAGCCGCCGAGCAGCUGCCCGAGCGCCCGCUGGCCGGCAAGCGGAUUGGGGUGAUUCAGGAGACGACAGGCGCUGGCGUAGCGCCGGGCGUGGCGGCGGCGGUGGCGGCGGCGGUCAAGCACCUGGAGUCUCUGGGGGCAGAGGUGGAGGAGGUGCGCGGGAGAACAGGGUGA